Messenger RNA from Amoebophrya sp. A25, 6983 nucleotides. The record is from the annotation of a GenBank genome assembly. Lineage: Eukaryota; Dinophyceae; Syndiniales; Amoebophryaceae.
CGAGAGGCUAAUGUUUUAGAUAAGCACGUGACCAGGUCGUGCUUUAGGUCUUAGGCUGUCCCUUUUACUUCUGGGAUGACAUGUGUUCGAGUCUGAGCGACUAGUCAAGACAAACUACGAGUUGCAAGACUUUGAGUGGAAGCAAACUCGCGGGAGAGAUAUGUUGGUGAACGAAAAAUGGCACGAUUGAUGAGUUUUUGUGCACCAAAUUGGAUUCAUGUACUGGCGUAUUCUCAUCCUCACCUGUUGGUCUGUUUUUUCAGAAAAAUGUAAUUUGUCAUCAUACAACACACACUCAUAUCAAUUCCUAUCAUAACGACGUAUGAGGCCACAUCAAAAAGAAAGUUUUUAUUGGUGCAACCGCGGCCUUCGCAGGUUUUUUUGUCCAUUUUCUUUCCAAAUCUACAAAGGUGUUCGUGUCUUACUGAUUCCUAUUCUGAGUAUCUACUGCCAGCUUCCAAUAUUUAGAAUGAUAUUUUGUCAGUUAUUUUGUCUCUGUGUCGCUUGGCGCAUUCGCCUCACAAUGGAUCUACUGCAAAUUCGGCUGUAGUCUUCGGACUAGGACAAGAUCACAUGAACAGAAAAAUGUUGAAAGAUCAUUCAAUCUCUAAAUCACUGCAUACAAAGUUGCAUCUUGUCAUCGUUCAUCUUCCUUCGCUCCUGCUCUAGUAUACUAAUUAAUCAGGUACGUAUAUUGCCCCUAAGCCUAAUGAAAAAAUCAUUGCUGAGUUUCAAUUUUAUACUCUAAACCGAAUUUUUUAUAUCAAUCCAUCUCGAAAAAGUACUGGUGAAGCUAAUGCUAUGAAUGUCUUGCAAUCCAAAACACGCAUAGGGACCUGUUGGGACGGAAGAAGAAAGUAUAGUAAAGUCCAAGUGGUUUGGUUGUGGGGAGGGGCAUUCGAAUCAGAACAGUUUCUCCGUUUGUUUUUUGUGUGUAGUUGAUGGAAGUACCUCGUUAGUGACGCUAGAUUUGACGUUCUUGAAGGAUGGCCAGGAACUUUUCUACAACGUCAUCGUCAGAGCACUUGUUCGCUUGAUGUCGCAUCUUCUUCGCAUGAUUAACAGUUUUGAGUUACCCAAAUUAGAUCUGAUUGGGAGUAUGCAUUUUUCUCCACAAUACCGCUCCUUCCUUGGUUUGAUUCUUUAAAUUUGAUUUGAUCUUCUGUCCAGUAAGGACAAGCGCCUCAAUGCUCUCCCAAGAAUUAUAAUAUAAGUUUUGAGAUAAAAUAAAGCCAAAAUUAUACUUGUUUCAGAUGAUAAUUAAACAGUCGGCGACAACAAUUAUUACUCCAAAAUCAGAAAGAUGCCGACUCUAAAGAAGAAGCCCGUGAGCAAGAAGCCAGUGGCGAAAAGCGCUGCGAUGAUGAAGAAGGCAGUGGCUAAAGCUACGCCGGCGAUGAAGCAGGUAGCAAAGAAAGCAAGUCAGGGCACGAGAGGUAAUCCGCGACCGAGCGCGAAGGUCAUGGCUAGUAAGAGUUCCUCAUCUUCUGCGCCAAGUGCUAGGGGGAGGGCCGGAAGCAUGGGCUCAAACGCGAGCAGCAAGGCAGCUGUCAAAGCGACGUCACCAGGAAGUGCGAUGAAAAAGCAAACGACCACAACCAUGAAAGCUAGUGCUUCAUCGUCGUCGUCGUCGUCGAGUGGAGGAGCGGCAAAAGCGUCUUCUUUCUCAUCCUCCGGGAAGAACGCUGUGAAAGCAAGCGCAGCAGGUUCAGCGGCAGCUUCAUCGACGACGCAAGUGCCGCCCAUGAAACGUGCGAAGAAGGGGGGUGAGGAAAAACACGUUGGAACGAAGCUGCUCCCACCUCUAGCCGACUGCUGGUGGGAUCCAGGGAGCAAGAACUGGGUGGCUCCGCAAUCGAAGGAGGAUCUUGACGACGUGCAGUUGGUCGAGGUAGUCAAGGAUCGAACAUGGGUGAUUCAGCUCGUGCCGAGUUCACGGAGCACCUGUCGGCGAUGCGGCGAGUUCAUUGAGAAAGGACUCUAUCGUGUCGGUUAUCCCGUGAAAGACCGCCGCGGGGACUACUGGGCGCUCUCGCACUGGCUCCAUCUAGGCUGUGCGAGCUACAGUUUUUACCAAGACCCCUCACUAUGUGUGACGCUCUACGACGACAAGAAAAAAGCGAUAGUACUAUGAUUCUUUUGAGAAGAAGUGGCUGUCUCUGUAUAGCAAGUCGAAUCUAAGUACUUGUCUUCAGUGCAGAUGUACCGACAUACUUUGCAGCAGAUCAUGAUGUUGGAUUUAACGACUUGGAUCUGCAGCUGUUAAACUAGUACCCACUACACCAAGCUUUCUUGUGAAUGUUGUGAAGAUGAUGUUUAUCGAGUAUCCACAAUCAUUUUUUCUUCAGACAAAGGAGCUGUGUACGAAGGAGAUGGUAAAUUUUGAGGAUUUUGGCACUGCAGAGAAGAACAGAAUUGUGGCAGAGUUGCAACCAAAGCUCGAGGAAGUGGAGGAUGAACUGGAGGAGAUCGACGCGGGUCCGAAGCCCACCAUGACGGUUGAGGGUUUGACGGUGCCGCUUCUGAAGUUUCAGCAGGAGGGCCUGCAUUGGCUAGUCGACCGCGAAAACGAACCGGGAACUCGUGGUGGCAUUCUCGCGGAUGAGAUGGGUAUGGGAAAAACGAUCCAGAUGAUCAGCGUGAUCCUGAAGCAACGUAAGUCGCCCACCCUAGUUGUGUGUCCGACCGCAGCUGUGUUGCAGUGGCGCAACGAGAUUCACCGAUUCACGAACGAGAUUGAGGUACGAGUAUACCACGGCGGCGCGCGCAAUUCGUUGCUGGAUUUCACCGCAGCGGAUAAUGGCAAAAUCAUCGUGGUGAUUACAACUUACCAGACAAUGGAGUACGACUACCGACAAAUCGUAAACGAGCACAAAAUCGCGUGUGAGUAUUGCGGAAAGCGGUUUCUGCCGGAAAAACUAGCGUUCCAUCAGACCUACUUUUGCGGCCCCGACGCAAUGCUCACGGAAGCGCAGCAGAAAACGGCGCGAAAGGAGGAGGCCGUGAAGCAUAUGAAAAUCGGUGGCAAAGAGAGCGACAUCAUCUUCGACCCGGUAAAAGCCCUUAGAAAAGCAAUGAUGACCGAGAACAAGCAGAAGUGGGCGGAUUUGCGUAGUGGCAAGGCCAAAAAACCGGAUGCAUCAGACGAAGACGAUAAUGCUCCGCCAUCAAGCUCUUCGUCCUCCGCUAAGGCGAAACCUAAGGCAAAGAGCGGCGCCGGACGCAAAUUGAUGAUUGGUGGCUACGAGACGAACAUCGAGUUCGCGCCGGUGAAAGAGGACGGCAAGGGCGGUGGAAAGCGAGGCGGCAAGAAGGCCAUGCCUUAUCUACCGUUUCCCUACACGGCUCUGCCAGAGGAGGCGCAGUCUAAGUUGCUCGAAGACGAGAAUGAGGAGGAGGAGGAGGAAGUACAACAAACGACUGCAGCGAUGAAGAAAGUGACGGGCAAGGCAAAAGCAAAAGCGAUUUCCUCAGCAUCCUCGAGUAGCAAGGCUCAGGUGCUGGACGAAAGCGCGAUGGCGGAACAAGUCACAAACAUGUUCGACAAGCUGAAGAGGAAAAAAGGCGGCGCUGCGAAAACUAGUGAUGGAACUGCUUCUGCGUCUACGGCAGCUGGAUCCGCAAGCACUUCUAGUAGCUCUAGUGAGGACAAAAGUGGUGGUUCGAUCGAUCUGACUGCUGCGAAUCCUUUGUCUGCAACCGCCUUUAGCAUGAAGCGAGGUGGCCCGUCGUCCUCCUCGGUCACAGAUCUCUCCAAGAUGACGAAAGCGCAGAUCGCGAAGGCGAAGGCAGCCGCGAAAGCCACUAGUGCUGCCGUCAUCAAAGGCACUGACACGCUAGAUCUCACAGGAACUGGAAAGCUUCCCUCCAAUUCGCCGGCGAUGAAAAAGAGGAAACAAGAGGACGCAAAAAGUACUGUCUUUGAUUAUGAUUUUUAAUUCUUGAAACUUCAUUUCAUUUUGCCAUUUUUACUUAGUCGUUCUUGUGCGUCUAUCUUCAUCCCCAUGGAAAAAUAUAUAACUCUUCUGUGUGUGGUGAAAUUGAAUGCUGUGAGUGAUGUUGCGAUACUAGAGAAAAGAUGUUUUGAUGCUGAGUAUCUCGUCACUAGUAGACUAGAUGGGCUAUCGUGAAGAUGCGCUGUGCUGUUGGUCACCGAGUGACAACUCCAAUUUUGGUGUCUCUCUAGUUGUCCUCUCGGAAGCGGAGCAGGCGGGUGGCGUCACUGUUGCUCGGAUUAUGAAGGCACGAGCACAUUAUGUUCCACUCAUCCAGAAGCGUAUUGAUGCGAAUGAAGGACUCGUCUUCGGUCCCGGGAAAGAAUUUUCAUUGCGCCAGCUGCAGUACGCGCUCCAGGAGUAUCGCGCGGCGACGGCCCCAAUCGAAAUUCUAUCACAGCAGGACGAAGUGGAGAAGAAGGCGGAGGAAGUGCCACCUAGUUCUCCAAAGAACAAAAAGGCUAAGACGGUGCAAAUAUUCGAAGAGCAGACGGCCCCCGUUAGUCCGCACAAAAAAAACGCCCGACAUAAAGACGAUGAACUGUUAAAGCCUGCCCCGACGCCCUCCAGAAGCCAGAAAGGUUUCUCCCUUUUUGGAAUCGACAGCACAGUGCAUCAGAACGAAAAGGAAAAAGUCAUUUCGAAUAGAAGAUGAAUAACAGUAGGAAGGAUCAUAAUGCUUUGAUGACUGGCAAAAAGGAAAAGUUUAAAGUAGACCUCCGCAAGAUCGUAUGAAAACUUCGUUUAACUAUGUUUUCUCUUAAAAUCAUUUGCAGGCGAACAGGAAUCCGAAAGUAAAAGCGGCAAGGGAUCGAAGAUGGCUACUGCGAAAAACAAGAAGGCGGCUGAGGAGCCAGCUCCAAAAACGAAACCGUGCUGCGGAAGAAAGCUGAGUAAGGCAGAGCAGGAGGCGAUAGAUAACGCGACCGCAGAUACCAUCGAUGGCGCGAGGUUGCUGUGUGUACCUGUGGAGAACGAUGGACCAGUAGAUGAUACUCUGGACUUCACAAAAAGCCCUUUGUUCUCCACGGUUUUCGAGCGCGUUAUUCUAGACGAGGCGCAUCGCAUCAAAACGCGCACAACCAGUACUUGCCAGGCUGCUUUCGCAUUGCAAGCAAAUACGAGAUGGUGUGUGUCGGGGACACCACUUCAAAAUCGUGUAGGCGAACUCUAUUCUCUGGCACGUUUUAUUCGCCUCAAGCCAUUCGCUUACAUGUUCUGCGAGAAGAAAGACUGCAACUGCUGUUUACUCGGUACUCUUUGCGCCUUUGAUUUUGGGAAAUAUGUAUCAGGAUGAGCUACAGCUUUUUCAUUGGAUCCAAGUUGAUCUUUAACUUGGAGAAGCCUUUUUGGAAUUUACAGUACGACAAUCAUUCGUUCCCUUAUCAUGAUGAUGAAUUGCUUCGUCUCAACAACGUUUCUCAGAUUUCAAGUUUGGGCAAGACUACAUGUGCGAGCAUUGCGGACACGGAAAGAGCCAACACCGCAAUUAUUUCCAGAAGCACAUCACUUUGCCACUGCAGAAGUACGGUAACAACGUAGGACUCGGAAAGAAGGCCAUGAACUUGCUCAAAAACGAGGUGCUCGCGAAAUCGGUUCUCCGCCGAACCAAGGAGGAGCGAAAGGCCGACCUGAAUUUGCCGUCGCUGACUAUCAUGGUACGACGAGACCAGAUGAGCGCAAGUGAGAAAGAUUUCUAUCAGAGUAUGUACAUGCAGACAACCACGGAAUUCAACACCUACGUAGAUAAGGGAACCCUAUUGCACAACUAUGCGCACGUUUUCGACCUCAUUAUGCGUUUGCGACAAGCUGUGGAUCACCCAUACUUGAUCAUCCACGGCAUGGGACGCAUCGGCCAGGCGAACAUUCCCUCGAAAAGUAUACUUGAUACUGCUUCUUUAAUCUGAUUAUUGUGUUAUUCUUAUGAUUUAAUUACUAAAUUGAUAAUAGUUCUGUUGUAAAUUCUUGAAAUGUCCGCUUAGCAUUGCGUUAUCACCUCCAUCAUAGUGAUUUUGAAUUAAUGUAAAAUCGUUCUUUCUAAGUCAUCCUUCACUGGCCCAUCAAACUUUUAAAUCAGGCAAUAAGCUCGAAGACGGUAGUGAGGUGUGCGUCUUAUGCCAAGAUAUGUGCACGAGUCCGGUGAUAGCGAAGUGUGGGCACGCAUUUCACCGUGACUGCGUCAAGGAGUAUAUUCAAGACGCACCGGAGCUAGAAUCGGGAGGUGUCGGCUGCCCUUGCUGCUUCGCACCGCUCACCGUGGAUCUCGGUGCUUCCGAAGACGGUCCUGAUGGUAGUAGUCCCGAAGAAGAGAGUUCUGCGGGUGAGGAGAGCAGCGACGACGAGGGGGGCCCUUCCUCCAAAAAUGAACACGACAAGAAGGGUGCAGCCGUAGGUGGUGACAAAAAAGUAGUAGCGAAGAGGACGAGGGCGAAGAGCUUCAUCGACCAAAUCAACGUGAACAACUUUGAGAGCUCCACCAAAAUCGAAGCUCUCAUCGCGGAGAUCAACUCCAUUCCAGCCGAUAGUAAGGCGCUCGUUUUUUCGCAGUUCAUUCGCUUUCUGGAGCUGAUCGAAUUCAGGCUAAAGCGGGAGUGCAUUCCGUGCGCCAAGCUCACCGGAUCGCAGUCGAUCCAGCAACGGAACAACAUCAUUUCCGACUUCCACACCAAUCCCAUUGGCAGCAAGGUCCUGCUUGUGUCCCUGAAAGCCGGCGGCGAGGGCUUGAAUCUGCAGCGCGCCAACUACAUCUACGUCAUGGAUCCAUGGUGGAAUCCAGCAGCAGAACUGCAAGCAAUGCAGCGCGCACAUCGCAUUGGGCAAACGAAGCCGGUCGUAGCGAAGCGAUUUAUCCUCAAAGACACUAUCGAAGAGAAGAUCCUCGAACUCCAGCAGAAGAAGCAGGCGGUCUUCGACGCUACAGUCGGCAAAGCUAAUCACGCCUGGGGCAAACUCAGUGCAGAAGAUCUCAAAUACCUUUUCACUCAAUAG